Messenger RNA from Anoplophora glabripennis (Asian longhorned beetle), 4337 nucleotides. It is a transcript of the gene vari, whose product is annotated as MAGUK p55 subfamily member 6. The transcript is spliced from 7 exons. Gene Ontology annotation, molecular function: protein binding. Gene Ontology annotation, cellular component: plasma membrane; cell-cell junction. Lineage: Eukaryota; Metazoa; Arthropoda; Insecta; Coleoptera; Cerambycidae. The record is from RefSeq and is a predicted model, not a curated record. Bases 242 to 1633 code for a protein of 463 amino acids.
UCAAGAUCGUCUGGAAGACCCUCCAGUAUUCCCCAAGCCAGUGUCCUCGGAAGGCAAGAGCCUCCUGAAGGAUUUGCAGAUUCGUUGCAGCCGGUCUUGGAAUAGGGACGCCAGAGAAUUAGCCACUCUACUAGCUAGUCCGCAUUUCAAGGCUCUCAUCGAUUCCCACGACGAGAUCGCUCAAAUAUCGGAAAACCCCAAGCCGGAGAAGACUGAGCCUCCGAAAUUAUUUCCCAACGGCAUGACGGGCGACGCAAUAAGAAUGGUGGGGGUUCGGAAAAAGCCCGGGGAGCCGCUCGGGUUAACGGUGCAAGUUGAUGACAAUAAGAAUCUAGUAAUAGCCAGGAUAUUAGAAGGUGGUAUGAUUGAAAAGCAGGGCCUUCUUCAUGUGGGAGAUGCAAUAUUAGAGGUAAAUGGUGCACCCGUUUCAACUCCAGAAGAUCUCCAAACAGAAAUUGCCAAAACAAAAGAUCAUGUGACCCUUAAAGUAGGCAAUGCACAAUCUGCAGAAACACAUUCAUCUCUAGUUGUUGCCAAUGGUACAAAUGGUGUGACAAAAAAAUUAACGUGCUACAUGAGGGCACUCUAUGAAUAUGUUCCCCAAGAAGACACUCUCUUACCAUGCAAGGAAAUAGGAUUGCCCUUUGAUCGGGGAGACAUAUUACAAAUUGUUGACCAAAGAGACCCUAACUGGUGGCAAGCUAAGAAAGUGGGGGGUGAUGGAACAACAGGGCUGAUCCCAUCACUAGAACUUGAAGAAAGAAGAAAAGCGUUUGUGGCUCCAGAAGCUGACUUUGUACAUAAAAUAAGUAUAUGUGGUGCGCGAAUAUCAAAAAAGAAGAAAAAAAUAAUUUACCAGUCGAAGAGCAGCUGUGAUUUCGAUAAGGCUGAGUUAUUACUCUAUGAGGAAGUCACUAGGAUGCCUCCAUUUAAGAGAAAAACCUUAGUUUUAAUUGGAACUCAAGGUGUAGGUAGAAGAACUCUGAAGAACAGAUUAAUUAACAGUGAUCCGGAAAAAUUUGGUGGGGUUGUUCCAUACACAACAAGACCUCAAAGGGUUUUGGAAGAAGAUGGCAAAAAUUAUUGGUUUACAGAUAGGGAAUCAAUGGAAGAAGACAUUAAACAUCACAAAUUUUUAGAGUAUGGAGAAUAUAAUGGUAACUUAUAUGGUACUCAUUUGGAUUCCAUUAGGGAAGUAAUAAAACAAGGGAAAAUGUGCAUAUUAGAUUGCAGUCCAAUGUCCCUGAAAAUACUCCACAACAGUUCAGAAUUUUUACCCUAUGUUAUCUUCAUUGCUGCACCAGGGAUGGAGCAACUGAAGAAUUUGUACGAUGUGGGAAGAAGUAAUUCAAAUCUGAGAUAUUCCAGCAGAAAUUUAACGUUUGACCGCCAAAGUUCAAUUCGCUACAGUUCCAGAAGAGCCCGAACAUUAGAAUCAUUGGCGUCUCUAUAUGAGGAAGAAGACUUGAAGAGAGCUUUAGAGGAUAGUGCCAGUAUGCAAAGAAGUUAUGACAAAUAUAUUGACACAGUUAUUACCAACAACGAUUUUGAUACAACUUUCCGUCAAAUUGUGGAGGCCUUGGAAGCUCUGACAUCAGAACAUCAGUGGGUUCCAGUUAACUGGAUUUAUUAAUUUUGUUACUGCCAUAAAUCACUUUUUUAAAUUACUAACAUUACGUUUACCGAUCAAUUCCAAAAUAUAUUUGAAUUAUUAAUGAAACUAAUAAAGAGUGAAUGUUAAUAAUUUAAUAUAAUUGAAAACGAGACUAAUAUCUAUAUCUAAAAUGUAAUUCGUAUUUCAUACUUUUUCAGUUAUUUUAGUUACUUAUAGAAUACUUAAUUUAGGUUUAGGUAAUAUUGAAAUAAUCUGUUAUGGCUAUAAGCUUGUAAGGCAAAUCUUGUAGUUUGUCAAAUAAUUAUUGUCAAAGUGGUUCUCGGCUCUAAUAAUAAUUUCACGGUAUGAGCCGUUUUUUUGUAAAUAACUAUAUUGCUGCUUGUACUGUUUCUCUUACAAAAUGGAAUUUAACAAACAAGUAGGAAGAAAACCUGUUAUUACUUGGUAGAAAACUAUUGGAAUAAGUUUAGAGAGACCUAUUGCUUUCUUUACUAAUGCUGCAAAAGCAUUGUGAAUGUAGGUGUAUAAAUUAUAUACCGUGUGCUUGUUUUUCUAGUCACAUCCUGGGGACCUCUGUUAUUUUAAGGGAGAUUGGUUAAAUUAAUGCGAAGUUGUGGAGUUCGAUGAUAAAUAACAUGUUGAAGAGACGUGACUUAUUUUUUUGUAUUAAACUUAUUAGUGAAAAACUGAUCUCCAUUUUAUUUUUUUAAUUGAAGAGGAUAAGACAGAUUUUUGCAGUCUUUAAAAAAUAAAAUAUCCAAUUAUUAUUCCAAAUUAAAUUUGUAGUUAAAUUAAAUUUUCAUCGAUAACUUCAAAAAGUUGAAAGAGUUAAUGGAAAAUAUAUACAUAAAGAAGUGAGAAAUAUGCUUCAAACCUGCUGAUUAUUUAUUCCCCAUGGAAAAACAGUCACUCGGUAUAGUAUAAGAACCGGUAGCAAAUUUUUUUUACUGGAAACUUUACAUUAUAAUUUGUAAAGCAGUAAGUCGCCUUCUUAAUGCUGUGAUGUCAUCAUUUUGCUGCUGCAAAGUGUAUUUUGAAAUUUAACUUAUCCAUAAAAUUUUCAAUUGCCUGUUAUUAAAUUGCUGUGUUGGAUAUUGUGAAAAAUUUGUUCAAAUCUAAAUUUCUUAUAAUGAUACAUUUUACAUGAUUUGAAUUAUUAAACAGUAUUCUGAACUGCAUUAAAUGAAUAACCAACUUAAUUUAGAGUGGCAGGUUACAGUGCAUGUUAAAGUGAUUUAUUGUUUCCUUUUUACUAAUUUAUAUAAAAUUGUUGUCUUGGACUUAUUGCAAAUAUUUUUUCCGAUUGUUGGAACCAUCAAAUUCUAAUUUAAAAUAAUUGUAUCAUUUUCUGACAAUAGGCAUUUUUCAAAACUACGAUUUUUUAUGAAAUCAGGACAGAAUUCGGUUGGUGACGGAAUAUGGUCGGAUGCACAGUGGCAAAGUACUGGAGUGUGGAACGGAGUACAUUUCCUUAAGAGCUUUCUAAUAGUGAAGAUCGCUAUCUAUCUCAUUCUACAUCAGCCAAGUCCACUGUCUUUUUGAUUUGCGCAUUUUAGGGCUCAAAUUAAAUUUGUCGUAAUUCAAAACUGAACUUUUACAGAUCUUGAAAUUUUUUAACUAUAAUAUAUUUUUGUUAAGAAUAAAGUUUUGCCCUUUAAUAUAACAAAGACUUCAUUAUUUUCUAAACACAGAAAACUAACUUGCAUAAUCAACUUCCACCAGUAAUAAUUUUUAGGUUAAAAGAAGCGCCAUCUGUCAGAUUUCAAAAAUCGAUGUUUAAACAUGGUAGAUCAGGUGUUUUGCUGUUUACGAAACUAAAUUACCUGGUUAAAUCAUAAAUACAUUAUUUUGAUCACGUGUUGGUACAAAACUGAUUUCUACCAGUGCAUCUAACGGUAAGUUUUGAAAAAUGCCUGUGGUGUUAUAAACAUUACUUAAUGUUUAAAUUAAAGAUAAUAUUUGUCCAAAACCAAUACACUCUUGUUAAAUAUUUUGUUGAAUACUGCCAUCUUUAUGCUAGAUUUAACGCAAUAAAGAAUUUAUAUUUUACACUAUUAAUUUUAUACUAAAACGCUGAGAGGAUAUCUAAAUAGAGUAUCUCGGAUGUAUAUGGUACAAAAUAUAUUUAACAUCGAAAAAUUCUCACGAUAGUAUUACUUUAGUAGCCUUAUUUGUAGGAGAUAUGUUACUUCUAAGAUGUAUAUAUUAUUGCAAAGUGCAAGUAAAAGAGUCGACCGUACUAUGACAGUAGUGGUAGUCAGGCAUAUUUUAACACUCUGGCUGCCUAAUAAGAUACAAUUUAGAUUUCUAGAAAUACAAGUUAAUCAUGUUAGUUUUAAUUAUUGUAAGCUUAUUUUUUUGUUAUGUACGAGCUUCGUGUUAUAUUUUUAGACCGUCCAAGUGUUCAGGGAAGAUCUGUUUUACGAUAUUGUUUUUACGUAAAUAUUUGCUAUUUUAUUGUAUUUUUUAUGGAAUUAUUUUAAAAUAUAUGAUUUUAUUAGUUAACUCAUCACAUAUUCCUCAGUACCCUAAUAAACACUUUUUUUUUUUCAAAAUGUGCUAAUUGAAAAUUAAUAAAUAGAAUGUUCUUUUUUGCAAGUUCUUUAAAUAUGCUUUUAAUUUAUGCAAGUUGUUUUUAUACUUCAUAUUUUAAUGAGUAUUGUGUUUAAUUUCUUAGUACAUUGUGUUGUUAUUUUAGUUUUUAUUAUGCAGAUUAAAUCAA